AUGGCGGCAGACAUGAGCCAGAGCGAGACCACACUGGAGAAGCUGGCUGCCCAUCAUGUGCAGGAUACGCUGGGCGUUGGUGCGGUCAUUGAGGCCAAGCAGGCAACUGAAGAAGAACAUGCACAAACCCUCUGGCAGGCACUGCGUGCCAACCGCAAGGCUGUCGCAUGGUCCGUCUUGAUUUCGUUAUCAAUUGUCAUGGAGGGAUAUGACACCAUCCUGAUGGGUAACUUCUUUGCCUAUCCCACCUUUCAGCAGAAAUACGGCCAGUAUUAUGGCGAAAGAAUUGGUUGGCAGGUGUCAGCUCCCUGGCAGACUGGGCUGAGUAUGGCCAGCACUGUCGGUUGCGUCUUUGGUGGCCUCCUGAAUGGCUACUUUGCCAGCAAAUUUGGGUAUCGUAAAGUCAUGAUGGUCGCGCUGGGAUUCUUGACUGCGUUUAUCUUCAUUGUCUUUUUCGCCAACUCCGCCGCCGUUCUUCUCGUCGGCCAGAUCCUCUGUGGCCUAUCCUGGGGCGUGUUCGCAACAGUUGGCCCUGCAUACGCCUCAGAGGUCUGCCCGACCAACUUGCGUGGGUACCUCACUAUCUACGUGAACAUGUGCUGGGCCAUUGGCCAGAUGAUCGCAUCUGGUGUCCUCUAUGGCCUGUUACACCGGUCAGAUCAAUGGUCCUAUCGCAUCCCGUUUGCUCUGCAAUGGAUAUGGCCUGUACCCUUGAUGGUUAUCUGCUGGCUGGCACCGGAAAGCCCAUGGUACCUGGUCCGCAGUGAUCGUCUCGAGGAGGCCAGGAACAGUAUCCGUCGCCUGGGAGGGGCCAAGACUGAGGAGCAGAUCAAUGGGCAGUUGGCUAUGAUGGUGCACACGGCCAAGAUCGAGUCCGAGAUUGAAUCCGGUACCACAUACUGGGACUGCUUUAAGGGGGUCGAUUUGCGCCGCACAGAGAUUUGUUGUGUCGCCUUCUGCGGCCAGAUUCUGUCCGGCAGCACGUUCGCCUACUCUCCUGUCUAUUUCUUCGAGCAGGCAGGCAUGAAUAACAACCGGGCAUUCCAGCUAGGCGUGGGCUGCACGGCAGUGGCUUUGGUCGGGACUGCUCUGUCUUGGUGGCUCAUCACCUACCUUGGCCGGCGGACGCUGUAUGUCUGGGGUCAAGGCAUCCUUUCCACGUUUCUCUUCAUCAUUGCAAUCAUUAACUCGACAUCGCAUACAACCGACGCCCAAUGGGCCCAAGCAUCCUUCUGCUUCCUCUGGCUGUUUGUCUUCGCUCUGACCAUUGGGCCUAUCACGUAUGCCAUUGUAUCAGAGACUUCUUCCGUGCGGUUGCGACCCUUGACAGUUUGCCUCGCGCGGACGGCUUAUCAGGUUUGCAAUGUUGUCUCGCAGGUGCUGGAGCCGUAUUUCAUGAACCCUACUGCCUGGAACGCGUCUGGUAAGACCGGCUUUUUCUGGGGUGGCACGGCCCUGCUCGUCUUCAUCUGGGCAUUCUUCCGUCUUCCUGAGCCCAAGGGACGUACGUACGCCGAGCUAGAUAUCCUCUUUACUAAGAGAACCCCCGCUCGCAAGUUCGCUUCUACUCAAGUUGAUCCGUAUGCACUAGUUGAGUCACCCUCUCAGGAGGGUCUGAUCCGUGGUGGGAGACCUUCCCAAAUAACAUAA
This is a messenger RNA of Aspergillus terreus NIH2624, 1650 nucleotides long. RefSeq lists its product as uncharacterized. Gene Ontology annotation, molecular function: carbohydrate:proton symporter activity. Gene Ontology annotation, cellular component: membrane. The transcript has 2 exons. The record is from RefSeq and is a predicted model, not a curated record. Lineage: Eukaryota; Fungi; Ascomycota; Eurotiomycetes; Eurotiales; Aspergillaceae. Bases 1 to 1650 code for a protein of 549 amino acids. Gene Ontology annotation, biological process: transmembrane transport; carbohydrate transport.